UAAUGCUUAGCUAUGCUAGUUUGCUAGCUGGUUGAGCGAAGAGGAAUUUCCGAAAACUCUGAUUACUUUGCUUUGUUCUAGGUAAAGGGCAAACUCCUCUGGACCCCACUGUGCAUGAAGCUCUCCUGAGGCUUUGGUGUCCAAGUACUGCGUCUUCCCUUCCCCCCUGCCCUCCCCCAGUUCCCUCCUGCCUCUCACCAUGUCCUCCACCUCCUCCUCCUACUCCUCCUCAGGGGAGACCAGUCCAGAGGAUCCACCCCGAGGUGGAGGAACCAUCCGAGUCUACCUCCCCAACAAACAGAGGACAGUGGUGAAUGUCCGCCAAGGACAGACUGUGCAUGAAAUUCUAGAUAAAGCGCUCAAAGUGAGAGGCCUGAGCCAAGAGUGCUGUGCUGUAUUUCGCCUUCUAGGAGGUCGAAAGAGACUGACAGACUGGGACACAGACAUAACUCCUCUAGUUGGAGAGGAGCUUUUAGUUGAGGUCCUGGAUGAUAUUCCCCUGACCAUGCACAACUUUGUACGCAAAACUUUCUUCAAGCUGGCUUACUGUGAUUUUUGCCACAAGUUCCUUUUCAAUGGCUUCAGAUGUCAGACAUGUGGCUACAAGUUUCACCAACACUGCAGUAGCAAGGUCCCCACCGUGUGUGUGGACAUGGAUACUAUAAGAGAGCGUUCUGAUCCCAGUCCUUGCCCAGAUGGAUACCCACAGAUAAUAUUGCCAGAAAAUUCCCCCACGCAGAGCAACCCAGCCUUAACCCCAGAGCCUUCUGGAAUGGGCCACCUGUCCCCAUCCCCGUCCUCAACCUUUCACUUCCCCGUGUCAGGCGGAGAUGGUCAGUCUCUACAGAGGCAUCGCUCCACAUCUACUCCCAAUGUUCAUAUGGUCAGCACAUUGGACCCUGCUUCUGCCAUGAUUAUAGAGGAAGCACUAAAGUUCAACAACACAAUAGGUAUGUUUUCCAUUUUUCCCCUCUCUUCUGUUUUAGAAUACAUUUGUUAUUCUAUGCAUGACACUUAUGUUGUGCUGUCUCUUGUUGCUGCAGGUCCUGAACCCUCACCUAAGCCCUCCACCAGCCCGCCCUCUUCUUUUGGCUCUCCAGGGAAGAAGCCACCAAAGUCCCCUUCAGAACCCAGGGAGCGCAAGCCCUCGUCCUCUGAUGACAAAAAGAAAGUGCACCGAGGAGGCAACAGAGAUUCAAGUUACUACUGGGAGGUCCACUCUCGAGAAGUCAACAUCCAGAAGAGAAUAGGUUCUGGCUCCUUUGGAACUGUCUUCAAGGGAAAGUGGCAUGGAGAUGUGGCAAUCAAGAUCCUCAAAGUCAAAGAGCCAACGCCUGAGCAGUUACAAGCCUUUAAAAAUGAAAUGCAGGUGUUGCGGAAGACCCGCCACGUCAACAUCCUGCUGUUCAUGGGCUUCAUGACUAAGCCCAACUUUGCCAUCAUCACACAAUGGUGUGAAGGCAGCAGCCUGUACCGCCAUCUGCAUGUCUUAGAGAGCAAGUUUGACACUGUGCGUCGCAUUGAUGUGGCCAGACAGACGGCACAGGGCAUGGAUUAUCUUCAUGCAAAGAACAUAAUUCAUCGAGAUCUAAAAUCAAACAAUAUUUUUCUCCAUGAGGGCUGGACUGUUAAAAUCGGUGACUUUGGCUUGGCUACAGUGAAGGCUCGAUGGACUGGCUCUCAGCAGGUAGAACAACCCAGCGGAUCCAUUCUCUGGAUGGCUCCUGAGGUGAUCCGCAUGCAGGACACAAACCCAUACACGUUCCAGUCAGACGUAUAUGGCUACGGAGUAGUUCUGUUUGAGCUGAUGUCAGGAACCCUGCCUUACUCCAAUAUCAACAACAGAGACCAGAUAAUCUUCAUGGUUGGACGUGGUUACUUGUCUCCAGACCUCAGUAAGCUGUAUAGUACCUCACCCAAAGCAAUGAAGAGGCUGAUCGUCGACUGCCUGAAGUUUAAACGUGAUGAAAGGCCCCUUUUUCCACAGAUUCUGGUGUCCAUUGAGCAGGUGCAAGAUUUGCUGCCGAAAAUCGAGCGGAGUCGCUCCGAGCCGUCGCUCCAUCGAGCUGUCCAUGCUGAGGACCUGAACCCCCUCCUGUUCCACACCACCAGGCUCAUGCCCCUCUAAGCUCUCCACAGCACACAGCAGAGAGGUCGCCAUCCUGUCAAGGACCACAGCAUUCCAGUGCCUCAAAGAGGCCACAGCUGGCUGCUCUCCACUCAUUGUGGAGCUGCAGCUCUCAGCAGCAAAACUCAGUAACAGACUGUAGAAGUAACCUUAGUCUGACAGUGAAUUUUUUUUUUUUUCCCUUCAACAGCAAAUGACACGCACAUGCCCAUCAGGUGAAAGAAAGACCUUCUGUUUGUAGACAUAUGUGUAAAAUGUCUCAUCUUGCCAGCUGAGAAAGUCAAUCGACAUCUCAACUUGUAUUUGGCUCUUAGACCUGCUUUGGGGUUUCAGUUGUUCUAAAGAAACUCACAUGGUUGCACAUACAGUGCAAAAGAGUCUAAUUCAGAUCUUUGAGGAGCACUGUCAUCAUAGCCAAAAACUUAAAUCAGCCAUAGAGCUGGAGCUGCUGGUUCAAGUCACAUGAUCCACUUACAUACUCCAUGCUCAGCGGGCAUGCGCCCCUUUCACUGUAACACAGCAUAAAUGGAAUGGGGACCUGAGAUGUAACGCCACUCAUUUGAAAGCAACUCUUUUUGAAUACGUGCCUGUCUUGAUAUGUUUUGUAAAAGGUUAGAUGUUUGCCCCCAGUGUGGACUUUUAGCUUCAUUUACUGGUCUUGCAAAUAUCUAUACAACAAGACCUGGCAACUUAGAACACUGAACUAUGCAAAGAAGUUUAGGGAAAAAAUGUAUACCAGUUGUUCAUUUAACCUGUAAUAGUCUUUUGCUGUACAUGAAGCAAAGCAGUGAAAGGCCUGGGGGUAGAUAUUUUCUUUCACUAACAUAAAACAUAAAUGUAUCCUGUCAGGUAGAUAUUCUUCAAAUAGGAACUUUGAAAUUCACUAAAUUCAUCUGAGAAUCAAGUUUCCAUUGAUGCUGUUUGUGGGGGGGGCAUGGAAAGUCAGUGAGAAGGGCCUGGCAGAACUGGCUGCAUGUCCAAAUUUAAACAUUACAAAUUACAGUUUGAGGGUUUGAAAGUUAUCCCAUUCCUUAAAUCCUGUGUUUAGUCUUAAGAAUGUGCUGUUUCAAACCAAUUUUUAGUAAAAGCAGUUGCCCACCCCUCCACCCUUUUCAAGUCCUGAAACAUCACCUAACUUGUGUCACUUACCAGGCAACACUGUGAUACUUUUAAUGUUCUAAGUCCACUGAACACGGGGACUAAAUGGUUAGGAUCAAUACUUCAGCAGUGGAUGUUAUUCAUUUCUAAACCAAAAUGUUUUCCAAAGUGAAAUGUCAGUCAGGUCAUCAGAGGACAUUGUUGUUAGAAAUGUACAGAUGUAGUUUCAAGGGCUCAGCAGAUGGCUCAUUUCAAUUCCAGGUGUAAACUGAGGUUUCCAUGUUGAGGCACGCACCUUACAGCUCUCACACUGCAGGAACAGCAGAGUGCCAUCAGCCUCUGCACCACAGGUCUGCCCAUCCACAGGUCUCUCCACGAUGGGCUUAAGUGGUUUGUUGUAUUGCUGCUACAUAUUGUGAGUGUUUUGUACACCUUAAAGAUUGAAUUGCUUGGUACACAGCUUCAGCAGUGUUGGCUAGUUUUUCCACACUCCAGAGGUCCAUUCUCCAAUGCUGCAGUCCCUCGUGCAUAGUUCACUCACACAUGUCCGCGUAUUCUCAAAAUAUUUCUAUAGCUGUGGGGCAUGCCUUAAAACUGUGAGAACCUUGGUUGAUUAGUUGCUCUAAUUUAGGCUUGAAGAGGUGUGUACAUUUUUCACAAAAGUGAGAUCACAUCUAAAGGCAAAUGUGCAAACUCUGCUGUGAUGGCCACAAGUCUACUCUGAAGAAAUAUCUGAAUUAUUAAAAUCUGUAGUAUUCAGAGAACAGAACAAAUGUGAGGGUUGUCUUGUUCGCUCGUCCAUCCGUUUGUAUGUUACCAACCGUGAGAUUGCUUUAAGCUUGUAUCCAGUUGAUUUUUCUUUGGUAGGAUGCUCACUUGUUAUGAAUGAAAGGCCUGCAUUUUAUUUUCCUGAGAUUUAAUUAGUUGAGGAUUUACUCGCCUCUUACACGCACACAGAGGUGGCUCGGUCCUGCUUCAUGAUGUCUUUCAAAGAAAUACGGAUGUGCUGAGGGUUCAGCUGGGCUGGUUUAAAAACUAGUAGCCUUAGCUGUUGAUCAGUGAUAGUGUGUGGCCUUGUUUGUGUGGCUUGUUUUGGGGGUUUGUGUGGAUAUUUUUUUUGCCCCUCUUUCAGCCCCUCAUUUUUGCUCAUUGUAAUACUGGUGGGAAAUAUUGUCUUAAAGCUUUACUCAUCUUUACUUAAAGCUUAUCAACCACAACAAUUUCAUUCCCAUCAACAAAAAGCAGGACACUGAAGAUCAGCCACUGCUCUUCUUCAGUGUAAUCCUUUGUAAAUUUGUAGUACUGACUAAUGAAAGAAAUGGAAGCGAUAGUCAUCAUAUCUACAGAACCUUUAGUUUCUCCUUCAGCUGGACUGUUAGCAUCUUUGGGCUAGUGCUCACAGGUUGACCUGACAGUGCAGUCACUCCAUUUACUAUGGAUUAAAUCUGCUUUAAGGGCACAGACGCAACUCUCUCUGGUGAUUUUGGUGACUUAACAGUAGGGGAUAAGGAGCCAUGCCUCCUGGUCUGUUCUAACAGUGCCGUAUUCUUAGGCAUUGACUCUCUUGCUGGUCGUGUCUCGCACAAGUGUGAAGGCAGCAGCAGUAGGUGUGAGGUGAUGUUUCAGGCUUCUGUGAAUCCUGCAGGUGAUGUGACAGACAUGAAGCAGAACACCUGUUGAUGCAGAUGUCUGUCACUAAUGAACUGAUAAUUUAAUAUUCUCAUGUUAAUCUAGGGGCUGGGUACCCUGACUGAUGCUCAUUCCAGUUAUGUGGUGGCUGUGGGAGGGGUUUUGUGGUGGGCUUUUUUUGCUUUGCUUUCUUAUUUAUUGAUAUUAUUGCAGAUGUUAAUCUGCAAGUACAGCACUCUGAGAUGGAUCAGAUGUUUACUGGGAAUGUUUCUCUUUGAAAUGUCUGUCAGCGCCAGGCGCUCUCUCGCUUUCUUUUUUCUCUCAAACAUUCUCAACAUGAAUGUAUGUUUCAGCGCGGUACUGUUGGCUCCUCUGUUCACUCGGACUCUGUCAAAUGCAGGGGCAUUUCUAGAAACAUUGCUUUCACACAUCCUGAGUACAAAUUGGGUAUCAACAUUUUUUAUUAUUUUUUUUUUCUAAGCAACAUGUUGUCCAUAGGGUUUCACUACAAUAGCAACACUUAGGGAACUGUAACUAACAGCAUGGAGGGCGGUGUUUAAAACUUGAUCCUGUCCAGUGAUAUUUAAGUGUAACUUGGGUAUUUGAAUGGCCUGAAGCUGCUGAAUGAAAUCUUUGUUUUUCUUUUUUUUUUUUUCUAAAUGAGCUGCUUUUUAAAAACUUUCAGAAAAAGCAAAACUUUUUUUUUUUUUUUUUUUUUAAACCACAAUGUAAGAUCAGGAGUGCUUUAGUAUAAUGUCAGCAGACCAGGUUUUCUGUGUGUCUGUAAAAAGUAGAGUGGGUUUGGAGAGCUUAUUGAAUCAUUUUGGCUCAGUUUCACAUUGAGGUGGUGCCUCCCAAAUGUCUUCAUCUGGAGGAUGAGGGAACGGGUGCCACAUCUCUGUUCAAGUGGACCUGAACAGCUUCAGGAAACAUGAGAUUCUCAUCUGGAGACUCACAGGGGCACCAUAAUGUGGGGGAAGAGAGGCACUGCGACUGUUUCACAGAGGAUGAGAGCUGUGUCAGAGUAGUUUCUUAUUUUAUUUUAUUUUAUUUUAUUUUAUUGUCUUUUCAUAUCUGUAGGUGAGUUGGAGUACUUGUCUAUAGUUUCUGAGGUGUCAGGGGUGUUAAUUUGCAAUAAAUAGUAUUUUCUGCUGUGUACAGUCUGUUUCUUUUUUGUUUUCUUGUUACUGUUUUUGUGAUUUCAAAGAGAACAAUUAUUUUAACAUGUAAAUCAAAUUUUUUUUCUUAAGGGUUUUUUGUGUGUGUGUGUGUGUGUGUGUGUGUGUUGUGAUUUUUGUCAGUAAUGAUGCAGGAUUUAUUCUUUAAAUAAAUGAAUUCAUCUAUAACUUGUUGUUUUUAGCUUUCAGUACAAUCAGUGGAAUCCAUUAGUGGAAUCUUGUGUUUGUCUGCUUCGGGACACAGUUCGUUUCGUCAGCUUACCAAUUGAAACAUUUAACUGUUUUGUUUUUUUUAAACGACGACCUCUCGAUCCGCUUAAGCUUAAAACUAAAUCUUGUUCAGGGAAACUCGCUGAACAGGGUCAAAAGAGGAAGUGGUUAUUUUUAAGGCUCCACCACAGAU
Molecule: messenger RNA, 6436 nt
Organism: Pelmatolapia mariae (spotted tilapia)
Lineage: Eukaryota; Metazoa; Chordata; Actinopteri; Cichliformes; Cichlidae
Gene: araf
Product: A-Raf proto-oncogene, serine/threonine kinase
Exons: 15
Coding region: 200-2128 (642 amino acids)
Biological process (GO): Ras protein signal transduction; protein phosphorylation
Cellular component (GO): cytoplasm
Molecular function (GO): protein kinase activity; ATP binding
Source: RefSeq, a predicted model, not a curated record